AUGAGCGUCUGCGUCAGCAACUCAACUCUCAACAAGGUUCCACAACCACUCAAGCGCAACCCAAAUCAGGUAUUCAACAGCAACCCAAACCCCAUUCUUCAGCUACACAGUCCACCCAACAAGCACCCAAUGCCACCAAAAAGACUCCCAACAAACUCUUGGACCGAAGUAAUCAAACGUUCCAAAAAGGUUCGCAACCCUGCCGAUGUAACUGACAAACAUCGCCAAGCUAUUACUCGUGGUUUUAACUUGGCUCCUGAAGGGCCAAAAGGCUACACAACGGUGUACUUUAACCGCUCUCGCCGCUUCACUCGCACUGAAGUCCGCAACAACUUGCAUCUGAUCAAAGCUGAUGCUUCUCGUAUCAUUGAUGUAACGUUCCCUGCUAGAAACAUCAUUGGCGUCCUAGUCCAUUUGCAAUACAAGGACAACCUCGUCUCCAUUCUCACCAAGAACAACAUCAAUGUUGUGGAAGGCUUUGAUCCUACUGAUCCCAAACACCUCGCUGACCCCAAGUUUAAAGAGAUGUCCCUCUCUAAGCGUGAGGAUGCUGCCUUUGACCUGCAAAUCAAUCGUUGUGCCAAGUCUCUUGUCUACCUUGCCAAUCGUCGUUCUCGUCUUUUGCUUCUGUUGCUAAUCACUUUUUGGAAAAUGGUUGGACCACCACUGAAUACAUUGAUUCUGUCGCCCCUGUCAAUAACAUCUUUGGCUCUCUGGUUUCAAGAAAAGCUCUGGCUCAUCUGA
Mucor velutinosus is the source of this 744-nucleotide messenger RNA. RefSeq names its product DNA mismatch repair protein msh6. Lineage: Eukaryota; Fungi; Mucoromycota; Mucoromycetes; Mucorales; Mucoraceae. The record is from RefSeq and is a predicted model, not a curated record. The coding region runs from base 1 to 744 and encodes 247 amino acids. The transcript has a single exon.